UUACUCUCUCUCUCUCUCUCUCUCUCAAUCUUACCAUCCAGUUCUCAACCCCAUCCAAAUUUCCAUGGCAAACAAAAACCUUCUUCUCUUUCUCACAACCAUACUUCUUUUCUCACUACAUUUGGCGAUAACAACAGCAGCAUCAACGGCGACGACCGGCACAGAUGAGGGCUUGAUUACAGGCGACGACGAUAAGCAGCAGGAAGGGUCGGAGUCAUGGACUUCGUGGGCCAAAGACAAGAUAUCCGGUGGCCUUGGCAUCAAGCAUCAACCCACUGAAGACAAGGAGGAGAAGGCAGAGGAAGCAGCCAGCAAGGCGAAGAAAGCAGGGCAUGCUGCCAAGGACAGCGCUGGCGGCAUCGCUUCUGAUGUGGGAGCAUACACCAAGGAGAAGGCUGGAAUUGCUAAAGACUCCCUAAAGGGUGCUAAGGAUUCUGUCUCAGGAAAGGUGAAGGAUACAGCAUCGGAAACAGCAACCCAAACCAGAGAUAAGACAAACGAGGCUGCAGAGUCUACAAAGCAAACAACUAACGAGGCUGCAGGGAAAGCAGCAGAGAAGACAUCGAGUUUCAAGGAUGCCACUAUCGAUAAGGCAAAAGAAACUGUGGAGGCAGGGAAAGAUAAGGCAGGGAAAGCGCAGGAGGCGACUUAUGAGACGGCCGGAAAUGCGGCGAGCAAGGUGAAGGAAGGAUAUGAAGCUGCAAAGGAUAAGGCUGCGGAGACGUUGGAUGCGGCUAAGGAUACAGUGUCGUCCAAUUAUGAGGCUGCGAAGGAGAAGGUUGUAGGAGGGUCUCAGAGACACGAGGAGGAGCUAACUCCUCUCCCAUCCGCCAUCCUUCCUAUAAAUUCCUCGUCCCCAUUUCUCCAAACCCAUCACUCUCUCUCUCUCUCUCUCUCUCUCUCUCUCUCUCUCUCUGAAUCUUACCAUCCAGUUCGCAACCCCAUCCAAAUUUCCAUGGCAAACAAAAACCUUCUUCUCUUUCUCACAACCAUACUUCUUUUCUCACUGCCUUUGGCGAUAACAACAGCAGCGUCAACGGCGAAGACCGGCACAGAUGAGGCCUUAAUUACAGGCGACGACGAUAAGCAGCAGGAAGGCUCGGAGUCAUGGACUUCGUGGGCCAAAGACAAGAUAUCCGGUGGCCUUGGCAUCAAGCAUCAACCCACUGAAGACAAGGAGGAGAAGGCAGAGGAAGCAGCCAGCAAGGCGAAGAAAGCAGGGCAUGCUGCCAAGGACAGCGCUGGCGGCAUCGCUUCUGAUGUGGGAGCAUACACCAAGGAGAAGGCUAGAAUUGCUAAAGACUCCCUAAAGGGUGCUAAGGAUUCUGUCUCAGGAAAGGUGAAGGAUACAGCAUCGGAAACAGCAACCCAAACCAAAAAUAAGACAAACGAGACUACAGAGUCUACAAAGAAAACUACUAUCGAGGCUGCAGGGAAAGCAGCAGAGAAGACAUCGUGUUUCGAGAAGGCAAAAGAAACUGUGGAGGCAGGGGAAGCGCAGGAGGCGACUUAUGAGACGGCCGGGAAUGCGGCGAGCAAGGUGAAGGAAGGAUAUGAAGCUGCAAAGGAGAGGGUUGGAUGCGGCUAAGGAUACACUGUCGUCCAAUUAUGAGGCUGCGAAGUAGAAAAGGUUAUAGGAGGGUCUUAGAGACACGAGGAGGAGCUGUGAUUUCUCUGAGUGGUUGGUGGUUUUGGUUAGGUUUGUUUAGCUGUUUUUUGUGGUUUGAUUUGGCUUGUUUUAGAGUUUUGCUUAUAAAUGAAGAAGAGAUAGAUGUAAUUUAUGCAUUUUUGGUCGAAUAUAGAGAAACUAUUAGUUCUGAA
Molecule: messenger RNA, 1821 nt
Organism: Phalaenopsis equestris
Lineage: Eukaryota; Viridiplantae; Streptophyta; Magnoliopsida; Asparagales; Orchidaceae
Product: late embryogenesis abundant protein ECP63-like
Exons: 4
Coding region: 65-1588 (507 amino acids)
Source: RefSeq, a predicted model, not a curated record